Hemicordylus capensis (graceful crag lizard) is the source of this 4977-nucleotide messenger RNA. It is a transcript of the gene ZNF385A, whose product is annotated as zinc finger protein 385A. Gene Ontology annotation, molecular function: zinc ion binding; nucleic acid binding. Gene Ontology annotation, cellular component: nucleus. Lineage: Eukaryota; Metazoa; Chordata; Lepidosauria; Squamata; Cordylidae. The transcript has 9 exons. The record is from RefSeq and is a predicted model, not a curated record. Bases 1353 to 2774 code for a protein of 473 amino acids.
GCCGGGGGUGACAGAUAGCCUUGCCUUGUCCCCUGGAAUUUAGAGUGGCCCCUGGAUUUUGGCUCCAAAUUCCAUCAGGAUUUACAUGGAUUUCAAAUGCGCUGCUCGGAUUGCACUCAGGAUCUGAUCACAUGGGAAGACAGAGAAAGAGGGGAAAGUAUACAGAUCUGUCAAAUAAAUAAAUAAGAUGCAAAUUAGUUGCUGCAUAAUUUGCAUAUUGUGCAAAUUAGGCCGCCCAGAUUUGGGAAGCUUGAAUAUGGCAACCCUGGCGACAGUUGUUCCUGAGCACCUGGAUGAGAGCUUGCUCUUCUGCAGCCAAGAUAUACUGGGAGGAGAAGGUGAAGGAGGUGGGAGGUCUGGGGCAGGGCUAGGGGAAGAGCCCUCUUUCACUUUUUGUCCCAAGGUCCACUGCAAGCCUGCUAUACCCCUGCCCAAGGAAUUCUAGGACUGUGCGGAGGGAGAAAUCUCUAGCAGUUUAAAAAGAAAGAGACCAUAAUCCUUUUGGGGGGCCAUGUUCGUUUCAAAACAACAAAAGAUUUUCCACUUGUUCCUUCCAUGCUGUUUUGCUUGCAUUAGACUCUCCACUCUGCGUUUCAGAAAGGCCCUGCUCCCCCACCCCACCCCCGCCCCCCGCCCCGCACCCUUCCGGAGGGCUGAAAGCUAACACCACUUCCCAGCUGUGCAAACUGUCCUGCCUGCUCUCCAGGCCAGCUCCCAGAACCUGUUGCCUCAGCAAGGACAGGAAUUCCCAGCCCCGCCAGCUACUCAUCGCAGCCCCAGGGAAAGUGUGUGGCCAGGCUCCUGGGUGGGGAAACCCCGUCGUCCCUGCCUGUCUCCCACCACUGGGCUCUGGGGGUCUGCCGGCAAUUGCCUGCGGUAGGCCUGCCUCACCCACCCUCUCCCUCACCGUGCAAAGGGACUGAUAAUAAAGCCCUGCCAGCCCUGCACCUUUCAAGUUCUGGCUGUCAUCUUCGCGUUGGAUGCCUCCUUGCUCUGCGCCUUUGAGGAGAGACAGAGAGAGACAGAGCGACCCCAUUGUGUCAUGUCGUGGUGGCUUUGGCAAGCAAACUGGGACGCACCCUGAUGUGAGAAGCUUCCCCCCCUCCCUGCACUUGGCUUCAUCUCUUUGUGGCCUCUGGCUGCUCCUGCGGAUGGUUUCCACGUGACUUCCAGUCCCUCUGGCCAGGUCUCCCUGUGGCUACUGACCAGGUCCGACCAUCACAGAUCUCUGUCCAACCCCUGCUGGAGUUUUUGCCUCCCUCCCUAGGACUUCUGGAUCUUCCUUCGUUUCUGACCUCUAACCUUUCCUGUGGCUACGUCUCCAUGUGAUUUGUUCCCCAGCCUUCACCCCCAUGUUGGGCUCAGGCAGCCUAAGCCGGGCGGGCCCAAUCCCGGCCAUCCUGCGCCCGCCGCCCGCUAUGAUGCAGCCGCCCCUCGACCUCAAGCCCUUCCUGUCGUUCCCUAUGGAGGCGCAGCCAGCCGUGGGCCUCUUCCCGGGUUUCAACACGGUAAGGCCGUGGCUGCUUCCGGCCCAGGAGGUGCAGGCUCGGAUGGACCCAGUGCAGAAGGCAGUGAUCAACCACACCUUUGGGGUACCCGUAGCAAAGGCCAAGCGCCCCGUCAUCUCUUGCAACGUCUGCCAGAUCCGCUUCAAUUCCGAGAGUCAAGCUGAAGCACACUACAAGGGGAACCGCCACGCCCGGCGAGUGAAAGGAAUUGAGGCAGCCAGGACGCGGCAGAAGGAAUCGGGAGGCCGCGAGGGAGACAAGCCCGGACCUGUGGGCAGCCCAUCCUCCAGUGCUGGGGAGAGCGACUCUGACCGCACAGCUGAGCAGCUGAACGGCAUAGGCGGCUCAGUGACCGUGCUCCCUGUGCCAGCACCCGCCUCUCCGGAGAAGCAGCCCUGCCUGGCAUCCCCGGUGGCAGCAGCAGCCCCACCCCACUUGGCCCCCUGCCCCGAGCCUAGCCAGAGUGCCAAGGCUGGGGCCGGCUGGGGAACCAAGGUGGGAGAGAUCUCGGCGGCCACGGCAGCAGCACCGGCUGCUCCAGGGGGGACUCCCAAUAGCAACGGCAGCACCAAGCCCGAUGAAGAGAAGGCCAAGAAGCUGUUGUACUGUGCACUCUGCAAAGUGGCUGUCAACUCGCUCUCUCAACUCGAGGCCCACAACAAAGGUACAAAGCACAAGACUAUCCUGGAAGCACGCAGUGGGUUGGGGCCUAUCAAGGCAUAUCCACGCCUGAGCACCACGGCUGGAGGGGAGCCAGGCAACCAAGACCCCAGUGCUCAGGAGAGAACCUUCCACUGUGAAAUCUGCAAUGUCAAAGUCAACUCGGAGAUCCAGCUAAAACAGCACAUUUCCAGCCGGCGACACCGAGAUGGAGUAGCUGGGAAGCCCAACCCCCUGUUGAGUCGGCACAAGAAGCAGCGAGGCAUGGCAGAGCUGCCGAUGAACGUAGGAAGCUGCCUUAUGCUGAGUCCGACCCUGGGCCCACCUAGCUCAGCAUUGCCUACCCUGACCAGCAGUGGCUCUCCAAGGUUUCAGGGCUCCCUGGCCUUCCCCAAGGAGCUUCCCAAGUCACUGGCAGCCGGAUUGCUGCCCAGCCCACUGGCGGUGGCAGCGGCCAUGGCAGCCGCGGCCUCCUCGCCCCUGACGCUGCGGCCAGCCCCCACACCGUCGCUGUUGCAAGGCCCGCCUCUGACGCACCCGCUCCUGCGCCCGGCACCGGGGCCCAUCCGAACUGCACACGGACCCAUCCUCUUCUCGCCGUACUGAUGCCGCCCGUCCGCCCACCUGCCUGCCACAAUCCCGGGACUCCUGGCACCACUGGAACCGCCCCCUGGCAACUAGCAACCGGCCCUGGCAAUGUCACACGGCGCCCAGCCCCAUCCGAUGGGAACGGUUUACUUUUCCCCCCUUCUCUUUUCCCCCCCUCUUUUUAACUGGAAAUGGAAUUAUUUUUCUGAGAAGAGAAAAGGGACAAUCCCACCCUUAUACAUACACACGCACACGCACGCACGCACACACACACAUAUAUAUAUGUACACACCUGUUCUCAGCCCUAUCUGGGGUCCUGGCCAAAUCUGCACAAGCGCCGGGUUCUCCAACGGGCUGGACUGAGGUGUGUUCCCUUGUUGGUGUGUGUCCGUGCGUGUGUGUGUGCACGCGCGGCUGUGUGUGUCAGUCACAUCUCCCGAGGUACGAAAGGUUGGGGAGCGGUAGUGCCUCCCUCAGGACUCUGCGGAGCAUCGAAAGUGGAGGCAGUUCUGGUACCUCAGGGACUGAUCAGCAAGCAAUCUCCGUUCAUCCCAGAGCUAAGGGGGCCCCCUGGUCCCCCCCCCACUCAUACAAGCCAUUGUCCACUUGCACUGAGAGGUGGGGGUGUGUAUGUGUUUGUGUGUACGGGACAGAAGACAGGGCCUCCGGACAAAGAGCCCCUAUUGCAAUAAUGCUGGCCGGCACCUCCAUGUACAUAUCCCCUGGUUUCCCCUCCUGCCCUCCUCUGUGCUGGCCCCACCCUCACUGCGCUUCCAUGCAACAGGGCCCAUGAUGGGCCCCCCCACUGCUGCACCUCAACAAGAGACUGGCAGAGCAAGAACUGUGCUCCCAAUGCCCACGUCCCCCAUUCCUCCCACACGAAGAGGCAGACAGACAUCACCCAGUGUGGAACGCCCCAUUCCCUCUCCAGAAGUGACUUCCAUGCACUUGGGUCAAACGCCCCUUCCCUUCCUCCUCUCCCUGCUCCCCAUGGUGUAAGGAAGGUCAAGGAAUCUGGGGAGAGAGAGAGAGAGAGAGAGAGAGAGUGUGUGUGUGUGUGUGUGUGUGUGUGUGUGUGUGUGUGUGUGUGUGUGUGUGUAAAAGUUGUGCUUUGUCAGACCUGAAGGAGCAAGAAGCUUCUGUCAUCUGAGUGGAAGAGAGCACCAACCCCUCACCUGGCAUGAAGGGGGAUGGGGUCAAGAGUGCUGGUGGGAAAUGGGACUGGCGGGGCUCGCUGUUCAGAUCCAGAGUAGGUUCUAGCAGGGGUUUCCCGCCAGGCUGUUUCCAUCGGCUCCUGGCUCUUCAGCGUGGAAGGCGAAGGCUCUCUCUCAUUAGGAGCUGCUUGCCUCUCUUUCUGCCUGUUGACUUUUCCCUUUGGCUUGUUUGUGCUGUUGCCAUGAGAGCACAACAUCCCUCCCUCUCCUUCCUCUUCUACUGUUUCUGUAGAGUUGGGUCUUCAGCCCUCCACCCUUUUCUUGAGCGGGUGGGACAUUAACCAGGAGGCCAGGUCAUUUCCUGGAGACUGAGGAUCCCCUCCUCCUAAAUCCCAGCCCCACCCGAGGACAUAAAAUUCCAGAUGCUUGUUAAAUUCCCUGGCACCCAUCCUAGUUGGCGCCUAUAAGUGGAUUGCGUGUGUAUGUGUGCAUGCGUGUGUGUGUGUAUGUGUUGGCUAAUGGAAUGACUGCGGUUCUCUCUUUCUUACACACACAUACACCAUGUCUGCUGUUUCCCAUUUUCCCAAGCAGAAGAACAAUGCAAGGCCCAGGACAGAACCCCCAAAGCCCAGGGAGGAAGAUCUUCCAUGCCACGGCCAAUGCACUGGCCACGCUACUCUCCCCUGCCCCUCCCCCCCGUGCCCCUUACAAAACUGUGACUGAAGUUCAGAGCAAUAGAGACACUGGCGUGCGUGGGGGAGAAGGGGACCUGCCUUCCCCCCAGCUGGCAUGAAUCACGCCAGGCCUGCCCCAUGUUACCUCAGUCCUUUGAAGCCCACAGGGCAAGCUGUCCAACCCACACCUGCUCUACCCACCCCCAGGUGUCCUGCUCACCCCAGAGUGUCUGUUGCUCUCCAUCCACCAUAUUUGUCUGCCCAUGCUAGACUCUCCCCCUAGCCCCCGUCCUUUCUUUCUUGCUGACACCAAUGCCUUUCUGCUUCAUCCCACAUAGCACCUUUUAAGCCCCUCUCCCUCCCCAACGACAAUAAAAGAAGUGUUAAGGCUUA